Lactuca sativa (garden lettuce) is the source of this 2334-nucleotide messenger RNA. RefSeq lists its product as uncharacterized. Lineage: Eukaryota; Viridiplantae; Streptophyta; Magnoliopsida; Asterales; Asteraceae. The record is from RefSeq and is a predicted model, not a curated record.
CUAUAUGCUGGUUAACAUUGGUGGAGUAUUCCACAAGCUGGAUUCUAUUUUUACAAAGUGUUGCAUGUGCCAAGGGAUGCCAAAUUUACACUAAAAGCAAUAUGAUGGGGUUGUAAGAUACCUUGAGGCUUGAACUGAACGUACUUAACUAUUACAUUACUGGUUUUAAUUUGGAGGUUCAUGGUUUCUUUUGACUAUAAAUAGAGAGACAGGGAGUGUCAAUAAGCACCAAUUCAAUAUAUAGAUAAGAUAACAAUUGAGUAUAACUUUUUACAACAUAGCAGUUCAAAAUUUUUCGAGUUUCUUCUAGUCUGGGCUGCAAUGGCUCAGUCGAUGGUUUGUCAUGUUAUGUUAGUUGUGAUAUUCAUACUGGUGGCUCUUGCUGAGGCACAAACUCCACCAGGAAUUAACAACCCUAGCCAUGCAACUUGUAAGGACCCGAGUUACAAAGAAUGUCAUAAUUUGGUGCAUGUUUGUCCUAAGUUUUGUCCAGAUAGCUGCACUGUUAAUUGUCAAUCGUGCAAACCUGUUUGUGGUGGCGACAUUGCACCAUCACCACCAGUGUACACACCUCCAACACCAACAUUGAAACCCCCAACACCAUCGUCACCACCUCCCACCACACCUUCACCACCAACAGCGUCCACACCACCAACCUCUCCUUCUCCACCGAUAGAGCCCACACCUCCAACACCAACACCGUCAUCAUCACCACCUCCACCAACCCCUUCACCACCAACUCCCUCCUCACCACCUCCAACCACCCCUUCUCCACCAACAGAAUACACACCUACGACACCAACACCAUCCUCACCACCCCACACCACCACCCCUUCAUCACCAACAGAGUCCACACCACCAACACCAACAACAUCCAUACCACCACCCACCACCCCUUCACCACCAAUAGAGUCCACACCUCCAACAUCAACGCCAUCCACACCACCUCCCACCACCCCUUCACCACCGAUAUCCACAACUCCAACACCAACACCAUCCUCACCAACUCCCACAUCCCUUUCACCACCACCAGAGUCCACACCUACAACACCAACUUCAUCCACACCAUCUCCCACCACCCCUUCACCACCGACAUCCACAACUCCAACACCAACACCAUCCUCACCAGCUCCCACCUACCCUUCACCACCAAUAGAGUCCACACCUACAACACCAAGUCCAUCCACUCCACCUCCCACCACCCCUUCACCAACAACAGGGUCCACACCUCCAGCACAAACACCAUCCACACCACCUCCCACCACCCCUUCACCAACAACAGGGUCCACACCUCCAACACCAACACCAUCCUCACACGUGCCUCCUACAUGGUCUGCUCCACCUUCUAAAACAAAAAAAGUUAAAUGCAAAAACCAAAACUACCCAAAUUGCUACGCCUCCGAACAUGUCUGCCCUGCUUCUUGUCCUGGUCAAUGUGAAGUUGAUUGUGUUACUUGCAAGCCAGUUUGCAAUUGUGAUAUGCCUGGAGCAGUGUGUCAAGAUCCUCGUUUCAUUGGUGGUGAUGGCAUCACUUUCUACUUCCAUGGAAAGAAGGAUCAAGAUUUCUGCCUUGUUGCCGAUAACAACCUCCACAUCAAUGGCCACUUCAUUGGCAAGAGAAACAGAAACAUGGGGAGAGACUUUACUUGGGUCCAAUCUAUUGGGAUUCUUUUCGACAACCACAAAGUACAACUCAGUGCGCAAAAGACUUCUUCUUGGGAUGACACCAUUGAUCGAAUCUCUGUUACAUUUGAUGGGGAAAACAUCUUUCUCCCAAAAACCGAAGGUGCCAAAUGGCAAUCUUCUACGACAUCAAUCACUAGGAUUGAUGACAACAAUCAUAUCAUUGUUGAAGUUGAAAACCUCUUCAGGAUCACAGCCAAAGUGGUUCCCAUAACAAAAGAAGAAUCAAGAAUCCAUAAGUAUGAUAUAACCAGUGACGAUUGCUUUGCCCAUCUCGAUCUGAAGUUCAAGUUCUUCUCCUUGAGUAACGAAGUGGAUGGAGUUCUUGGACAAACUUAUAGGAAUGACUAUGUGAGCAAGGUGAAGAUGGGGGUAUUAAUGUCUGUGAUGGGAGGAGAUAGUAAGUUUGUGAGUACCAAUUCAUUUGCAACUGAUUGUUCUGUUGCUAAAUUUAAGGGUAGCCAGGAAGACAGUUCUUCGUUGAACUUGCAGUUGCCAAGCUUGAGUUGCCAAAGCGGUAUAGAAGGGCGAGGCGUCGUAUGCAAGAGAUAGACUUUUCUUGUUCUUGAUAUUACAAUACUUAUAUAUUUACUAUGUCGUUUGAUGGUGUAAUAAAAAAUUAAUAAUAAAAUGAAGGAACCUUUUCCAAGA